GACACCGUGACUUGUGGGUGAGGUGGAGGCCCGAAAAGAAAUUUUGUUCGGAGGUCACGGGAUCGGGAUCACCAACAUUAAAAAAAAGAAUGAGUGGCAACAUGUUGCUGCGGCAGUGAACGCUGUCAGUGGUACGGAGCGUACAGUAGCUGAAUUGAAAAAAAAGUGGUCCGACAUAAAGGUACAUUUUUAUUUCCUCACGCACAGCACACGUUUAUAAUUAAUUGCUCAAAUGUUACUGGUCAUAUAGUGAAGAUCGUUAAUUACAGGUGGGUGCAAAGCAGAGGCUGUCCUCACACCGCCAGAGCGUGACUGCAACUGGAGGGGGACCCACACUGUAAAAAAUGAUUUGAUCAAUAAGUUAUGAUAACUUAUUUAUUUCAACAACUCUAACUUAAAAUAAUGUUUUAUGACCUUUCAAUUCAAAUGUAUGAGUUUUCAAUCUUCCAAUUUAGGUUCAUAAGUUACUUCAAUGAAUCACAAAUUCCUGGUGCUUGAAUGAACUUGCCAUUUUAAAUUGAGUGCAGUGCAACUGGCGUGUGCGUAGGACAGCUCUUUGCGCAUGUGCGAGUCCAGCCUCGAGACAAUGAGAUUGAAUUUGGAGUUGGCGCCACUCGCCAGCCACCUGCAAGCAGUCGAGACGGCUUUUGGUGCUUUGUGAAUUACCAGGCUUGGCUACACGUUAGAUGAAGUGGACUUGUUGAAGUGAUCCACGAUGCUGCUGCGAGUUGUCCUCUGUGAAACGGAUAUCAGACGCCUUUCCAUCGAAAACACCCCCCAGAGUGUUGAGGAACUGUGCGAGGUGUUGCGUGCAAACCUUUCCUUGAGAGGUGGAUUUAUUUUACAAUUUGAGGACCCUGCGUUCAAGGAUCAGCUGACCAACCUGACCGACAUCCGAGACCUUCCUGAGGAACGAGCAACAUUGAAAGUGUUGUUCACAGCUGAUGCAUUUCUCUCAGUUUCCACAUUGGAUACAGCCAGCCUUCCAUCUCUCAGUAGUGGGGAAUCUGACUCCCAGCAAUGGCCUGAUCCCUUCCCGAUUCCACAGUUCUCACAUGACGUUGAACUCACGCUGCAAGAAGCAAAUAGAAGAUAUGCAAAAGAUGGAUCUGUGAUGGUGAUUCCUAAAGGUAUGAAAACCGAUAUCCUGGACACAUAUGCAGACAGCAUGUCAAAGAUUAGACCUUAUCCUGAGAGGCAACACUACGAGAAUGUUGCAAAAGCGCUUGUGGAGAAGCAUCCCAGUCUCAAAGAGCCAGGUUCUGGAAAGGGUUGGUACGGCUGGUUCCACAGCCUGAAGUUUAAGCUCGGAAACUAUCGGCAGAAGUUAAGUGCAGCUGGAUGCCCAGAGGUGAGAGUCAACAAAAGAAUAGGAGAAGAUGCCAAGGGAUCACGUGUGAAGAAGUCAAAGAAGGGCGAGGUCCACUACUGUCCAGAUCCCCCUGAAGGACUGAGUGCUGAAGACAUGGAAGGGAAGCGGAGGAUGAUUGAGUAUGUGUCCUUGGACCUUGGACCUGGAUCAUCAACGGAUAGAGGAGCUGAUGUCUGCCACAUUCUCCAAGCACAGAAAGGAGAUCGUAGGGGAUCAACCUCUCAUCGGGGAUGUCAUGACCAGAUGGCCGGCCAUGUUCUGUGAGAGACAGGUUCGGGCGGAGUUCAAAAGAAUCGUAAGCACAGACCUUCUUGAGUCAUUCCUCAACGGACUUGAUGACCUGGUACCAAGACUGCUUGAAGUGUACGAAGCUGUGACCAAGUCGGGGAAGAAGCCUGCACUGAAAGCCAUUUUAGACUGUGUGAAGAAAGAUAACACAAACGAAAGGAGAAGGACUGUUGCUCUACUGGGUCUGCCACACUACCUAUCCGAAGACCCAUCCGACAUCAUUAGGAUGUGUGAUGCCCAUGGUGAGAGUCUGGCUGCAGCCAUGAAGGGGAUGCAACUUGGCCUACUGAUAGGCUAUGAAGGUGACAACCAGGAUGCCUUUCCAGAGGUCUUCGAUGUGGCAGUUGUGGUUGAAGAAAACAUUGUGCUACACAACUUCAAGGAUGUGCCAUCCAGCUUCACCAUGCUUCUGGGGAUCAUCUACUGCGUUAACCUUGAGUAUCCACGAGCCAUGAAGUAUUCCUUUGAGUUCCUGCAGAAGGUAGUGAUGAAGAUCAAACCAGAUGAGGCCUCUGCCAGAGUCCACGGUGUCCGAAACAAGCUCCUGAGGUAUAAACUGUAAAGCAUGCCCCACUCGGGAAUGGAAUGGUAAUGCAAAAAAAAUGACGUGAUUUUGUGUUUUUGUUGUUUUACUGUUGUAGUGUACGUUCAUGCACGCAAAUGCCCCGAGUGGGAAACUACUGUUGUAGUGUACGUUCAUGUUGUUUUACUGUUGUAGUGUACGUUCAUGCACGCAAAUGCCCAGAGUGGGAAACUACUGUUGUACUGUACAUUCACAAGCUUGUGUAGCUUUUAUUGGCUUAACAUUGGUUUUAAUAAAAAAAAAAAUAUUGUACUCAAAUUUGUGUUUUUGUAGCUAAUUGUUAAGUGAAAA
This is a messenger RNA of Gadus chalcogrammus (walleye pollock), 2534 nucleotides long. RefSeq lists its product as uncharacterized. Bases 1494 to 2222 code for a protein of 242 amino acids. The transcript is spliced from 7 exons. The record is from RefSeq and is a predicted model, not a curated record. Lineage: Eukaryota; Metazoa; Chordata; Actinopteri; Gadiformes; Gadidae.